Messenger RNA from Lachancea nothofagi CBS 11611, 1881 nucleotides. Lineage: Eukaryota; Fungi; Ascomycota; Saccharomycetes; Saccharomycetales; Saccharomycetaceae. The record is from the annotation of a GenBank genome assembly.
AUGCCAGGAACAGCGGUAGAAACGUCUGAUGGCACUUCGGUUCCCGGCGCUGGAGUCUCGGGCGCUUCUGCUGCUGCUGCAGAUGUUGAAUGGUUUCUGCGGCACGAAUUGGGACCCGAAUCAACCGCCUCCACCGAACUAGACGUGCGCGGGUCGCGCGAGCCGCAAUCCGUAGCGGCAGCGGCUGUUGCAGCAGCGUUUGGCUCCUCACCUCAGGACAAUAACAACCACCUCGAUAAUAAUAAUAAUAAUAACAGCAACAACAACAAUAAUAAUAGCAAAAGACCUCGUGUGUCGGAAAGUGGCAGAGUGAAUGCGGUGAAUCCAUCGUUGGGACGUCAUUCUCACAACAAGAGAUCGAAAAUAUCCAUUGGACCUCAGGUCAAUGCAAGAACCAAUCAGGCCUCGAAGCUACCGCAUCAUCUUGGGGCUGUAGAUCCCGAACUGGCCUCUUUAGACGAUCCAGAAGAUGUUACCGAACAUGAACAACUUGUACGGAAAGCCAUUCUCGACGCCGAUUCUAUUGCGCAUCACCCAGACUUCCAGCACUAUUUGAACACUGAGGAUGAUUCUGAUGAGAAAUCGCGUCUGUCUUCGGCUUUACAACACAAGAGCUCCGCUUCAGGUCUUGGAAAUAUUCACGAUCAUGGAAGAAAAAUUGAAGUGCUACCGAAAGUUACCAGCUCUGACACAGGCAUGCGCUCACAUUCUGGUUCUGGUAACGGGUCUGGCUCGGGGUCUGGCUCGCGGUCUGGUUCUGGGCCGCUCACCGGAUCGGGUUCAGUUGUAGGUCACGGCAGCAUGUUAGCCGGUAGCAUGAACCCCAUGUCUAGAAUGGGCUCGGGAUCUGGUGCUGGUGCUGGUUCGGACGAUCAAGAUAUAUCACACCUGAUUCAGGAUGCGGCUACUAAGGCGUCUAACUUUAUAAGUCCUCAAAGUCAAUCUACGGGCAAGUCAUUUGAUGCAGCGGAGGAACAGGCAUUGGAACAUUUCAUUGGAGAAUACCAAGCAAUCAAAAAUUUGUCUCGCCGACAGAUCUGCGAACGUAUCUGGUCUAACGAGCGUCGUAAAGAUGACUUUUGGACCAAUAUUUGCAAAGUUCUUCCCUAUAGAACAAGAUCGUCCAUUUACAAACACGUUCGUCGUAAGUACCACAUUUUUGAACAACGUGGUAAGUGGACGCUCGAAGAAGAACAAGAAUUGGCAGCACUUUGUCUCGAGAAAGAGGGACAGUGGUCUGAAAUUGGCAAAAUAUUGGGUAGAAUGCCUGAAGAUUGUAGAGACCGUUGGAGAAAUUAUGUGAAAUGUGGUAACAAUAGAGCUUCAAACAAGUGGUCGUUACAAGAGGAAGAACAGUUGAAAACAGUCAUUUCAGAAUUGUUGGAUUCUGCAGAAUUGCCAGACGAUCAAAUAUAUGAUACCGCUGAUGAUUCUCAGUUGGAGGGUAAGGAUAAGAAAAAUGCCAAGAAAAAGAAGGAUUCUAAUACUAAGGAUGCGAUCAACUGGACCGUUGUGAGCGAGCGCAUGGGCGGUGCCCGCUCCCGUAUUCAGUGCAGAUACAAAUGGAACAAACUUUUGAAGAAACAAGCAAUGAGUAAGAUUAAAAACAUUAGUGAAGAAGACAAAACUUGGAUUCUUGAAAAACUUAGAGAUAUGGGUUUCACAGAAGAUUCGCAAGUAGACUGGGACGAACUCGCCAUACUGAUGCCAGGAAGACAGUGGUCCGGGACUGAAUUGAAACUCUGCUACGAGAAAUUGAGGACUGGUGUGAGAUACCAUAAGGAUCGAACCAUCAAUCAAAUUUGUAAAGAAUUGAUUGGCAACCGCGAUGGUGGCUUUUCAAUGGAAUCCGGUAACCUUUCAGGCGCAACAAAACGGUAG